Messenger RNA from Podarcis raffonei (Aeolian wall lizard), 1445 nucleotides. It is a transcript of the gene MRNIP, whose product is annotated as MRN complex interacting protein. The transcript has 8 exons. Gene Ontology annotation, molecular function: chromatin binding. Gene Ontology annotation, biological process: mitotic G2 DNA damage checkpoint signaling. The coding region runs from base 147 to 827 and encodes 226 amino acids. The record is from RefSeq and is a predicted model, not a curated record. NCBI's taxonomy places the organism in Eukaryota, Metazoa, Chordata, Lepidosauria, Squamata, Lacertidae. Gene Ontology annotation, cellular component: nucleus.
GGGCUUAAGGGGAGCCUAAGUGGGAAAUGCGCUGCUGCUGAGGCGGCGCUUGCCAGUCCCUCUCGCCCCCUGGGAGAGAUGGAAGGUGGGUGUUUUUCUCUCCCACGCGAGUGAAGAAGCAGCGCUGACUGAGAGCAGGAUCCCUGAUGGCUCAGCAGUUUCAGGUGCUGAGGUGCUGCUUCUGCAACGUCUUCCAAGUCCAGCAGAUGAAAAAGAGCCAAAAAUGGAAUUGCAAAGUAUGUGAUGAAAAGCAGUCAAUUCUAAAGAUUUUUGGUCAGGGUUCUGGAUCUGAUUGCAGGCGCCAUGUACAAAAACUCAAUUUGCUACAAGGACAGGUAGAGCAGGGACCUACGGAAAUGCUUAGAUCUAUAGAAGAACCAAUAAAGAGAGAUGGUGAGAACACAAUAGUUAAACUGGAAGAGAAUUCGGGCAGGCAGGAGGAAGAGGUAAAGUUGGUCAGCCGCUGGACUAAAUAUCUUGAUGGAAGAUGUGAAGAGCAAGUGAAGGAAGAUGAGGAGGAGAUAAUGGUGCAUACAGAAAAACAGAGCUACUCUUCCAAGAACACACUAAGGAAGUGUCAGAAGACCAGCUUACACGAUUCCCAGGGGUCUAGAAAAAGGAGAGCUUCUGGAUUUGCAAAGGAUGUCCUACAUUUUGAGAACAGAAAAGAUUCAGCCAUAGUAGCUAAAAAAACCUGUGGAGAUGAUACAUCUGGAAAUGUGAUUCCUGCUGUCAAAGAGCAUCUGGUGUGCCAGAAGAAUAAAGAUUCAGAGUCAAGAGCUGCUGGACUUUCAAAGUGGGAGAAAUUCCUUUUAUCUGGCACUUGACAAAACCUCCAACUGCUUUUCCAUUGCACAACGGAGUCUGGGAAACCUUGACCUGUUGAUUUCAGCCCGUGCAGCAAUAACGGCUACACAGAGCCUUGCCUCCCAGAUCUAGCAUGAAAAGCCUUAGGACUAUCAAUUCACUAAAGCAGAGGUGCCUUUUAAAGGUAAACACUUUUUUUCCUGGCCUUGUUGCGGUACCUUGAACCACAGCUAAGCUUUUCCCAGACCCGGAGAUCAAGUGACUGAAAAAAGUUUCCCAGGCCGGAUUUCAUGGAAUCAUAGAAUUGGAAGAGAAUUAUAGAGCUGGGUCAUCUAGCCCAACCCCUGCGAUGCAGGAUUCUCAAAUCCAUGACAGGUGGCCAUCCAACCUCUGCUUAAAAACCUCCAUUGAGGGAGACUCUGCCACCUCUCGUGGGAGUCCGUUCCGCGAUCGAGCAGCUUACUGUCAGAAACGGACAUAACUGUCUGAAGACGUACUGUCUUCCCGACGCUUAGUCGGAAUCUUCUUUCUGCGCGCAAGGCUACUGCAGCGAUCCUGUCGCACAAAUAAAAAACCGGAGUUGGAAGUAAAACACCACGGUGGCCUGUUGCUAAUGGUCCCCUGCCCCCACUCACCCU